Molecule: messenger RNA, 1452 nt
Organism: Polistes dominula (European paper wasp)
Lineage: Eukaryota; Metazoa; Arthropoda; Insecta; Hymenoptera; Vespidae
Product: major facilitator superfamily domain-containing protein 12
Biological process (GO): carbohydrate transport
Cellular component (GO): plasma membrane
Molecular function (GO): symporter activity
Source: RefSeq, a predicted model, not a curated record
AAGAGAAAAGAAAACCAACGGCAAAAUGGAGAAAACAAUUAAAAUGGAAAAUGGAGUAUUUGUCACAGAAACUAAUAGAGUAUUUAUGUCAACCAAAUUGGCAUACGCUUUGGGACAUAUUUUCAAUGAUUUGGCAGCAGCUAUGUGGUUUUCUUAUACUUUAAUUUACCUUCAAAAAGUUGCUCUAAUGGAACCAAUAAUGGCUGGCACAUUAUUAUUAUUAGGUCAAAUUGUGGAUGCUUUUACAACACCAAUCUUUGGUUUUCUUGUUGAUCGUUAUUGCAAGAAAAAGAUUUGGCACAUUAUUGGCUCCAUAUUAGUAACAUUAAGUUUUCCGAUGAUUUUUGGAGGCUUCGCUAAUAGUCCUAGCUCUAUUAUUACAUUCUUCUACAUAAUGAGUAUCGUCAUCUUCCAAAUUGGCUGGGCAGCAGUACAGAUUUCACAUUUGUCAAUGAUACCAUCGUUAACAAGUUCAUUACUUGGUCGAACAGAGUUAACAGCGAUAAGGUAUUCAGCACAGGUAAGCGCAGCAGUUGUAGUUUUCAUUGUUACGUGGAUAGUCCUUCCAAAUAAUGGGGAAUCCAUGGUGUUGCUCGAUGAAAAGGAUGACUACAAAUUCAGAAAUAUUGUCAUAGUUAUAACCGGUAUUGGUUUGACUGCUACUACCUUCUUUCAUAUCUUUUUGAAAGGAAACUUAUUAGAAAAUGACAAUCAAUCACAAAAUAAAAUGAAUAUCGAAGAAUCUACUUGGCUUUUAGAUGGUUUAUCAGGACCUAGGAGAUCAUGGUUUGCAACAUCUAUUUUACUCAGAGUAGCAAUGUUAUAUGUUGCAAGUAGAUUAUUUAUAACUCUUGCUACAGUUUAUUUACCACUUUAUAUUGAAGAAACUGCAGUUGGCGGUAAACAAGCAUUAGCCACUGUACCAUUAGUCUCUUACCUAUCAUCAUUUGUAGCUGCAUUGUUACUCAAAUAUAUGAACAGAUCUUGCGGUACCAAGAUUUGUUACCUUACUGGAGCUCUCAUCGGUAUUCUGUCAGCGGCCAUUACGGAAUUUGGCGGCAGUCACGGAAUUAUUACAUACUCGAUAGCAAUUUUAAUCGGCGCAGGUAGUUCGAUUACUAUGGUAACGGCACUAAGUGUGACAGCUGAGAUCAUUGGUCCGAGAACCGAAAGAAGUGCAUUGGUUUAUUCGAUAGUAACAUUUCUCGAUAAAGUCGUCACCGGAUUGGUCGUUGUUCUUAUUGAACGAUGGAGAUGUCAUCAACAAGAAUUAUGUCCAAAUUACAAUCGUGACACAUUAGCAAUAGUUUGUGCAUCAUCGAUGCUACUUGGUCUUGUCACUUUAAUAUCAGUAUCACGUUGCUUAACAUGAAUAUGUUCGUUAUCAUUAUUACUAUUAUUAUUAAUUAUUAUUAUUUUACUAAUUGUUUGUUGUCUUUUUUAUGUUUUUGU